Molecule: messenger RNA, 813 nt
Organism: Drosophila arizonae
Lineage: Eukaryota; Metazoa; Arthropoda; Insecta; Diptera; Drosophilidae
Gene: Rpp25
Product: ribonuclease P protein subunit Rpp25
Biological process (GO): tRNA 5'-leader removal
Cellular component (GO): ribonuclease MRP complex
Molecular function (GO): RNA binding
Source: RefSeq, a predicted model, not a curated record
UCGUUUGUUUUGUUAUUGUGAAAGAUUUGUGAAUUUAUUAUAAAUAAACUGUAUGCAAGUGCCUAACUUGGAAGUGACUUGAAACUAAAAACCAACAUUUGCUUGAGAUUAAAUAGACAGACAGAAAGCGGGGAAGGCAUUAGCAGAAAGGUUAGCCAAAAUGAUGCACUAUCGCAAGGCCGAGAAUGUGGAGCAGGAGUUGAGCAAAAAUGAUUUACCCUUUGAGGAUUGCUUGCCAAAGGCGCACAAGGAUUUUCUCUGGAUGCACGUCAAGGGCGGCACCAAGGUGAGCAAUGUGAUUGGCUAUGCACAGUCGGCGCUGGAUAAAGGCGAAUAUCGCAGCCUGGUCUGGAGCGGCUCUGGUGGCGGCGUUGUAAAGACCAUAUCCUGCGCUGAGGUGCUGAAGCGCAGCCAUCCGCUAUACCAGGUCACGCGGAUGGGCUAUACGAGCGUGGAGGAGCACUGGAAACCACAAAUGGAUGGCCUGGAGGAGAUCGUUGUCAAUCGCAAAAUACCCACAUUACAUAUACUCAUGAGCCUGGACGAACUGGACGAUAGUAUAGAUGGUUUACAGAAACCCAAUACAACUAGUGAUUUCUGGCAGCAUGAUGAGCCGCCUGCUAAUAGACUUGCAGCUGCCCAUAGAUCUGCGCCCGUCAAUAGAUCAGCUCCUGCUGCUAGAGGCACAAAUAAACGCCAAAGAUUUGGACGCAACAAACCGCAACAGCAGCAAUCUCAACAAAAUCAGCACAGCCAAAGCAAACCUGCAACCGAAAGUGGAGCCACUGAGCAUACCUAACUUUACUUAUAUUA